AUGAUAGCUACGAAAAUUGUUGGGCGUAAACUAUCACGCGUACGCUACGUUUCUCCUGUAGGAGUUGCCGUGUCAAUGGUGUUUUCGAUACUAUGCUGCAUUGCUGCAGCAAAAGUUGAGGCAAGAAGGCUUGAAAUUGUAAAAAGUCAUGGAUUAAUUUAUAAACCAGAUGAAAGAGUACCUAUGAUCAUGUUUUGGCUUUUACCACAAUUCGCGUUGCUUGGUGCCUUAGAUGGAAUUCGCGAAUGGAGUGUUCCGAAUUUAGUAGUUGGUCAAGCUCCUCGCUCUAUGCUCGGGUUGUUUAACUUCAUCAGCCUUAGUAUAAUCGGAACCGGGUAUAUAGAGAGUGCUGUUUCUGUUUAUGUUGUUGGAAGGGUUAGCAGGAAGGUUAGUGGGAUAAAUUGGUUCCAAAGCACAUUGAACAAGAGCCGUUUAGAUAAGUAUUAUUGGGUAUUAGCUGCACUAAGUGCAAUAAAUCUUGUUAUCUACAUUUUGGUGGUAUGCUUUUAUCGCUUUAAAGAUUUAGAUGUUGAAGCGUUGGAAGAGCCAGAGUUCGAAGAGACUGAAGACAACAUUGUCAACCACAUGGAAUGA
Messenger RNA from Chenopodium quinoa (quinoa), 594 nucleotides. RefSeq names its product protein NRT1/ PTR FAMILY 5.5-like. The transcript has a single exon. The coding region runs from base 1 to 594 and encodes 197 amino acids. NCBI's taxonomy places the organism in Eukaryota, Viridiplantae, Streptophyta, Magnoliopsida, Caryophyllales, Amaranthaceae. The record is from RefSeq and is a predicted model, not a curated record.